GAAGAAGAAGAGCACUUCCAGCUUAUGUGAAAUUCAGUUAGUUAGCCAGCUAAUUGAGAAGGAUAGCUAAGAAAAUAACUAUGAUUUCUGCAAAUAUCCUGCGUAGAUUACGACCCUGUAUUGUUUCUCAUUCAUUCAGCAACAUUCACAGCACAACUGCGCGACAUUGUUCGCCGUUCACCAUACCUUUUUUCAGAGUAGUGAGUGGGGACCAGCUAAAUAAUGUCAGAAGGUCGUUUCUCAACCAUAACAACAAGGUGCAGUCUCCAUGUCUGUCCACCCGUUGUCUGUCCAAGGCGACCCGGUCCGAGGAUGAGAACCUCAUUUAUACUGGCAGCCUGGGCAGCGCUGUUCGAGGGGUGAAGCUGUUCUCUUACAGCACCAGCGGGGCUAGCCUCUUCCUCAUGCCCCAAAUCCUCCUGAAGACUGGACUAGGAGUCCAGAGCUUUGCCUUACAGGCUGCUUUCUGUGGAGUCAUUGGCUUCUUCACCUUCCUCACCCCCAUCCUCCUCCACCUUAUCACCAAGGGCUACGUGAUCCGCCUGUAUCACCACCCAGACAGUGACACCUACACUGCCGUCACAUACAGCGUGUUCCUCACUGAAAAAAAGACUGUGUUCCACCAGAGGCAGGUCAGGGUCCCACCUGUCAGCAAGAUGUUCACUACCUUCUACGCUGACCACAUGGGGCUGCUGGUAAACCCAGACCUAUUCACCAUCCCACAAGAUUACAACCACUUGAUGGGCUAUGAUAAGCCCUUCAGGUUCAAUACAGACAGCAUGAACGAACCUGACAAGAGCUGAAGGAGGGACUGCAAACGGGUUUAGUGUGGUGCUAUUAUAUGAAUUAUAUCCACAACUCCAAACUGCGCAGUAUACACCCCAUCUCUACCUGGGUGGAACGUACAUGAAGGACCUCUCAAUCAAAAUCAUUUCUCAGCUGUACUUCCAGAUUAUUUUUGUCAAUAUUAUACAUCAUGUUAAUAAAUUAUAACUUCAUUAAUAUUAGAAAAAAUGAGUCACUCACUGACUUCCAGGACAUGAACCAAGUUCCAGUCAUGUUAUCUUCAGUUUUUCAAACAUGAAAUCUUUUUGUUCUGCUUUCUCAGCAGGACUAGAUGUCAGGACUCAUGUGAUACCAGAGUUGGCAGUUUUCCAAAACACUGUUUUCGUGAUCUUACUGUGAGGAUUUUUUCAUGUGAAAAAAGAAGCCAUACUUUUGCCAUUUACAGUUUAGCUGGCAUAAAUCAGCAGAAAGGAUUGUGGAGUUAAUACAUACAUGAGUUUUUCCUCAGUACCUAAUAAACUGAAGCCUGUUUUGAAAUAUCUUGUUUUAACUGAAUACGUUGAAUGUGCCAGAGGGAUUUAUACUGUUAGGAAGAACAAAUGCAUUUACAAAUCAAAGUUCAGUGGUAUUAAAAAAGGUGAACCCGGCAGUGUGUUAAGCACUGUUUCACUGAUGUCGGGCUAUCAUGACCAUCAUGCAAAUUAUUUUUGUUUUAUCUGCUGGAGUUUUAAAAGAUCUGUCACAAUUUUUCAAGUUGGUCUUAAUAUGAUAGUUAGGUGCCCAUUCUAAUAUUGAAACAGGUUUUCCUUGUCAGCUGACAGGGAAGGAUAUGCAAAGGGUUCGCCUCAAUAGUUUAUUUUAUUUUAGUUUGCCAUUUUAUUGUCAAACUUGCAUUCCUAAAACUUCCAAACCAAACCUCCUCUGCUAUUGAUGCAUGGAACAGGACAACCUUUUGGGUUUGACGGAUAUCUCAUUGUGUGCACUCUGUAAAGAUUGCAACCUAAACUGGAAAGGGGGAAAUCCUUCCCUCGAAGCAGUUGUGUAGGCCAUUUGUGAAAGCCACAAAGACAUAUCAAAACAAAUAGACAAUACCCAUCCAGCACUAGCUUAAAUACAAACAGCACUGUCAACACUAGCUGACCACGUCAAGGAAAUAGAGAGGUGGACAUAUGUGAACAAAGACAAUAUAAAAGAAACCACCAUGUACAUCAAGGAAUUGGAAAAAGAGGUGCAGUCUCUGAAGGACGGUAGAUCUUUGGAGAACAGGAGCAGGAAUAACAAGUGCAGGACCCACUCUACAGGCUUUAGGGAGUGUCAGCAGUGUCUUCUCGUUGAUGACAGUCACAUAUAUCUAUGUUAAAGGUUGUCGAGAGAAGCAGUCCAUUUGUCUGGGCUUGCUGCCUCACUGACUUGCCACAGAAACUGUCUCAUAUUCUCUGACUUCAUCCAGUAUUGAAGCAUGACGCACUCAUGCCCAGCGCCCUUGUUUAUUUCACUUUUGACAUGUAUUCCUAACAGUGGGACAUUUGUCUUUAUCAUAGUGCUGGGUGCUACACCGCCACACCACAGCUGUGGACAUUUUUAGGGAUGGUUGUUUCCUUUUCUGUGUUGCUCCCUUCACGGUCUCCUGACGUUAACAGUAGUGACCUACAGCUCCAGUGGACUGGACUGGAGGCUCAUGCUCCCCCUCUUCAAACUUGAAUGAGCUGAACAUCUUUUCAGUUUCACUGGUCAUGGCAUAAAUGAAGAGCAGACCUGGACCCAUCCUCUGUUUAAUGUGGUGGCUAGCCCCAAACAACAACCGUCCCUUGUUACAAUAAAUAACUCAGUGAGAGAAAAUCCACAUGAACAUUUGCUGUCAAAAUAAGAGUCAUUCUAUAAGAGAAGAUGAAAAUGAACAUUUACUUUCUCUUGAUAAAAUAUUACAAGAAAUUUAAGUUGUCCUUCAUAUUCAUCCUGUUUUUAAUGUUUCUAAUGUACAAAGCAUUUGGGAAGAAAAGACAAGUUAAACUAAUAUACUUGUCGAAAGAGUAACUCAGAAUGAACAUAGAGUUUGAAGGUGAUCUUAAUGUUGCUCUUCAGUAUCAUCCGUUUUUUUUAAAUGCUUUUAAGAGGAUUUCACUCGAUAACGUUUUAAUACAAACCCAGAUGAAGUCAUGUUGUACUUCUUAUUCAUGGUUUUUAUGUAAAAAAUAU
Messenger RNA from Chelmon rostratus (copperband butterflyfish), 2982 nucleotides. RefSeq names its product transmembrane protein 70 (gene tmem70). Gene Ontology annotation, biological process: mitochondrial proton-transporting ATP synthase complex assembly. Lineage: Eukaryota; Metazoa; Chordata; Actinopteri; Chaetodontiformes; Chaetodontidae. The transcript has 3 exons. Gene Ontology annotation, cellular component: mitochondrial membrane. The record is from RefSeq and is a predicted model, not a curated record. Bases 81 to 803 code for a protein of 240 amino acids.